This is a messenger RNA of Cydia pomonella (codling moth), 5081 nucleotides long. RefSeq names its product protein CBFA2T3 (gene nvy). Gene Ontology annotation, molecular function: transcription corepressor activity. NCBI's taxonomy places the organism in Eukaryota, Metazoa, Arthropoda, Insecta, Lepidoptera, Tortricidae. The transcript is spliced from 12 exons. The record is from RefSeq and is a predicted model, not a curated record. Gene Ontology annotation, cellular component: nucleus. The coding region runs from base 758 to 2353 and encodes 531 amino acids. Gene Ontology annotation, biological process: DNA-templated transcription; negative regulation of DNA-templated transcription.
AUUUGUGUAAUAAUAAUGAAGUCGUAUAAAAUUAAAAAAUAUAUAAUAAAAAUAAAUAUAAUAGAGGAAGCAAAAACUUACCAAGGAGGAGAAUAUAUGAUAUUUUCAAAGCAAACAUUAGUUAUAAUCAGGUAUUUGUAAGUAGGUAUAAUCUGCUAUAGAUGUCAUAUAGGCACUAAAGUUCAUAAUUUAUAUACGUAUAGUAGUUUGACUACAUGAAACACAAAUUAAAAUAUUUAAUGAAAAUAAUUUAAUUUGUUCCCUAGUUGCAUUUGUAAGAAGUUUAAAAGGGAAAUUCGACUAGAAAGAACAAACAAAUAAUUUCAGCCGGGUGGCAAAUUAGCAGUUUUCCCAACACAAAAACUAAAACAGGCAAUAUUUAACGCCAUAAACCCUUUUUGUUGAAAAACAUAGGUAAACACAUAAAAGCGUUAAGUUUACACGCGCGCUAAACUCUAAAUUCUAUAAAUUAUACGAUCAUAGGCUGGCCAAACAGUUUUCAUUUAAGAAAGGCGGUUUUCCGUACCGCCCGGCGCACAUGCCGCCCUCUCAGUUUCUCGCGGAGCGCGCUUGAUGACGCACGCGGCCAUUUUCGAACGCCCCCUCACAUCUCGUACGAAAAAAAUAAAAAUAAGGCUUAUGGUCAUUAACUUUUUUUUGCGUGUUUGAGUAGACAGUUUUGCACGGACUGCAACGUUUGUGAGCGUGAUUGUGAAGUGACUGUUAACAGGAGCUGUCAGCUGUCAAAAACGACGCGAUGGAGGCGAAGGUGAAGGAGGAGGUCCCUGACAAGGACUACCAGCCCUCCACCACCGAGAGGAGGAAACCACCGGCAGGCAAGGAGCACCGCUCACCAGAACAGGAAGAAAGCCGCUCAUCCCCCACUCCGGGGCCCCCCAGUCCUCAGAACAACGGCACAACAGCUCUAUCCUCCACGGAAUCCCUCUCCCCACCGCUGGGCGAAGCGCGAGCGCCGGCGUUACUUCGUCUACGGCGUUUUUUGUCGGCGUUACUGCAGUUCGCCAGUGACGUCGGCGCCGACACCGCCGAGCGCGUUAAACACCUCAUAUACAACCUCGCGUCUGGCACGAUUACAAUCGAGGAGUUCCAAACAGGCGUGCAAGAGUGCACAAACUACCCUCUCCGGGCUUCCGUUCCAGGGUUUCUUCGUGCCCUACUACCAGCAGCUCAGAGAGACCUGCACGCCAGGGCCAGGAGGGCUAAACAGACACCCCUGCAGUACGUGCGCGCGCACGAGCACCUGAUCCUGGAGUCGGGCGGCGACGGCGGCGACAUCUUCGCUCAGCCUGGCGACUCGCUCAAGCGACGCGCCAGCGACCCGUUCUACGAACAAACCAACGGAUCAGAAGACUUCCCCCCGCACGCGAAGCGCCCUCCCCCCUCCAGCCUAUUCCUCAAUCCCUCCCCCUUCUUAUAUCCCCUCCCGAGCAAUGCCAGCCUGUUCGACUACGGUCAUUACCAGGGUUACCAUGGAGGGCAAGAAGGUGGUUUUGAGAGGAGAGAUGGCGGCAUCUCCGUCCGCGACGUGUCCUCAAUGAACGCGUCGUUCCCUGAGCGACUCAACCCGUCGCUGCUCAAGUCUGACGACGAGUGGAAGAACAUCAACACGAUGCUCAACUGCAUACUUAGUAUGGUCGAGAAAACGAAGCGGGCUCUGGCUAUACUGCAGCAGAGAGGAGUGGAGCCUACAGAAAGCAAUGAUAUCAAACGAGCGGCCAGUGAGAUCAUGGCACAAGCCGUCAGGCAGACAGAGGAGAGGGUGGCCGAAGUACGGCGACGGGCAGAGGAUGCUGUGAACCAGGUGAAGCGACAAGCGUUGGUGGAGCUCCAAAGAGCGGUAGGAGCGGCGGAAGCACGAGCUCUAGAGCUGGUGGCCAGUGAGCGCAAGGAGCGCCGCAGCCCCGCGCCUGCGCCCAGCCCGCCGCAGCAGAACUGCUGCUGGAACUGCGGUCGCAAAGCACAGGAGACCUGUUCAGGGUGCAACUCAGCGCGGUACUGCGGGGCCUUCUGCCAACAUAAGGACUGGGAGAGUCACCACCAGGUCUGCGCCGGCCGCGACCAAAAGCCCACCGCACUCCGCACCUCACCACCAGCCACGCAGCCCACUCUCCCCAACAUGCCCACACUGCCCACGCUCCCCACUCUGCCCAGCCUGCCCAAGCCCACACGGGCCCCGACCCCGGACAACCGGCUAUCCCUAACUACCCUUAACUCUGCAGAGCGACUCCAUACGAAUCAGGAUAGAAGCCUAACUUCCACAAGUAAUGAUAGGAUUGCGCUUGCAACGUUGUCUACUGCACAGGGCAUUAUAUCGAGCAUUGGGAAGAAAUGACGGCUUAAUAAGGAGGUCAAAAUGCCGAGAAAGGUUAGGAGGUAAAUUGAUGUAUACGGGUUCUUGAAGUCUUUUAAAUUAAAGGAUUAAUUGAAGAGUUCAUUGCUUCGGCCAAGAUUCGAAGUGACGACCUUUCGGAACACCAGUCUGAUCGCUCUAACCAACUGAGCUGCCGAUGUCGGAGCUUACCAGACCCAAGAGAAUUUUGCAAUCCUUGUUUUUUUACUGAGUAAAGGGGGAAAGGUUAAAAACGUUUUGUAAGAUAUUUCAUUGGCAUAUAAACACACUUUGUUCAUGGUAAGUCGCUGUAUGGUAUCAGUUAUACGAUUGUAUGGUUUAGUUAGGGUAGUUUGUUUGCCCCCUUUUUUGAUACUACCCCCUUGAAUGGUAAACUAUUUCGCUAUCCUAGGAACCGCGGAAAAUACAAAUGUAGGUAAUGUUCGAUUGGAUCUUUUUCGAAUCACACUUUUCAGAAUAUAUUGUAAUUGAAAUGAUGUAAUGUAUAUAAAAAUAUUGUAACUUCACUGGUCUUGGCUGUUUAUGAACAUAUCUAUCUCUAAUAUAUUUGUAAAUAAGGGUUAAGAUAUAAUUUAAUUACCUACUGCUAGUUUUCACCAAUUUGUAAAGAUAUUUUAAUUUUCUUACUUCCCGUUAAGUGUUUAAAAAAGUACCUAAUAUUUUUUACAUUAGUGAAAAAUGUAUUUAGAAUUACAUAUAUUUAGGUUUAUUUGUUGAAUUUUUUUGUAUGAAUUUAUCUGCUAAUAAUUAAAAAUAAUAUUUAUUUUAUAUUUUUAACCAAAGAACGUUAAUUGUGAUUAAAUGAUUAAUUUUAAUGGGGUUGGCCGGUCGAAGUAUUAAACAGAUGGCGCCAUCAUAGCUUGCCCUGUCAAUCCCUAGAAUUGUGUCAAAUUCUUGUUUUUUUUUUGGAAUUUUGUGACCUGGAUUCCAGUACUUUAAGCCAAAUCUCAUAGAACAAAACUAGAGACAGGGGCAAGCUAUGAUGGCGCCAUCUAUGCAAACCUUUGACAGUUGCCAACCCCAUUCGGUUGAGUGCCAUAAUGUAUGUUUUUGUUACCGUUGUACAUAUCACUACCUAAUGUAAUAGUUUAAGUCGAUAUUCCUGCACUAAAUCUCAAUAUAAUGUCUUUAUACACACUCACUUUUAAAAUAUUGAAAUAGUGUAACAUAAUAUAUGCCAUAAUACCACGAUUGUUUAUGUACAAAACUUUAAAAUGACCUGUUAAGUAAAAUUAAGACUAAACGAACUUGCUACAGUUGCUACCUACUUAAAAAAAAUACGGCAGAUUUUUUGUGUAUUUCCACACCUUCUUGACUGGACUAUUGAUAAGUAAACAAUUCCUUAAUGUGCAAUAUUAAUAUUAAUGUAAAGUUAAGGAUGGAUGUAAAAAUUCGAAUUUAAUAAAUGUAAUGAAUUUGAACCUUGAAGCAAUUUACAAUAAAAUGGGCUUUUUACUCUCAUUUAGACUCUGUUCCAUACUUUCUACAGAAUAUGAAGUAAUUGUGUGUGUCUUUUCCAAGCAAAAGUCCAAUUUUAUCGCUUGCCAUAAGGCUGUUUUGACAGGUUAUUCGCAUAAUACAAGCAAAUCUCGUCCUUAUGGUAAGCGACAAAGUGGGACCUUUGACUUCGACACAAUUGAAGAAAUAAUGGAACAAAAUGGAAUUUCCGUUCUCAUGGGGCCGUAGCCAAGAUCACAAUCAGACGAUGAGAACAGAUGGGAAAGAAAAAACGCGUGAUUUCAAUACAUUAUUUAAGUUUCGUCUGGCGUAUUUUAUUAAAUUGACACUUGGUUAGGGCCACUCAUUUGUUCCAUUAACUUUAUUCUAUUCCAUUCGCCAACUUUGUUCCAUUCCAGGAAAUGGAAAGCCCGUUGUCAGAGGAUGCUUUAAACGGUGAUUUCCAUUUAUUAUAUGGAACACUGACAUAAUGGAACAGAAUGUGAGUAUUCCUGUUUCAGAAUAAAUGGAAAUAACCAGUCUAUUAUCUACUACUAGGCCUACACUGAUUUGUUUCUAAAUAUCAAAGAUAUAAUGUAAUAUAUAUUGACUAAAGCGGCAUAUAUUUAUGGAUAAGAGAUAACCAUACAUAUAUGAAGAUAACCGCAGAAAGAUGAAGCGAAAGCCAGCUGUCACCGUAAUCACUUGGUUGGCCAUGUCGAUAAAGUCAUAUCGAUAAACUAUCGAUAUUUCUUACAAUUUAAAUUUUACUUGAAAAAAUAAACUAUACCUAAAAUGAACAGAAAACGCUUUUAUUCUUUAUCGUGGUUAUCAGGUCACGAUUUUAUCGUGACGACACAGGUUGAAACGAACAUAAAUAACUACUAAAAUAUGUUUUCCGCAAGAAUUGAGUUAUUUUAUUAUAUUUUAUGGUAUUUAUUACUUAUCCAUUAGCAUAUCUAUGACGCUUAUUUUUAGUGAAGAUAUCGAAGAUUCGAAGCUUCAAUUAAUCACUAGUCCGUUCCGCUGUGGAGCGCUUAUCGAUAUAUGACUUGAUUAAAAUCGACCAGCCCACAGCCCUAAAAACCCACACAUACACAGCAGUGUAACCACCAAAAUGAGUAUUCAAUUUUGUAUUGAUUCAUUCAUUCCAGUCGGCCAGUCUGUCGGUCAGUCGGCGUUAGUCCAGUGGGACUAUUUCGCCAGUAUCAAGGUAUUAGGAGUUUUAAAUACGACUAAAAUUGGACGGUUAGUGCAUGACAGUGUACGGUGA